AUGGCUCUCAUUACGCUGCCACCGGAGCUCAAGCUAAACAUUGCUGACAGCUUGGACCCGGACUCAACUCUCAAUUUUGCCCUUACCUGCAAAGACCAUGCGACACUACUCAAAUCCUUGUUGAGACAGCAUGCACGACUACUUGCGAAAUGGAAGGUCAUCGACACGACCGAUGCUCGGUGGUACAUCAGGGAACUCAACCUUCCAGAAAGCCGGCAAUACAAUUGGAAUGCGAACGAGAGUUUGCAUGUUUCCCACCCAAAGCAUGGCGUUGUGCCAUCCGAAGAAGACAAGGCCUUGUUCAUUGACGCCGCAAGGGGGCUGCAAGAUCUGUAUCCGGGGUUCGGCGUAGAUGAAUUGAAUCUGCAGAGACGAUACUCUUAUACCCUCAACUUUUCACCUCGGCCGUACGACACGAUGGGAUCUAUCGAAGAUCGAAUUCACGCAGGCUACGAGGACGCCAUAGUCGCACUCCUGUUGCACUAUCUACCUUAUCUUACGACCAUCAGACAUUCAGAAGUCGGAAUGGAAGACUGUCUGGAGCUUGUUGUAUGGCAGAUCGCGUGGGGUUACAAGAACCCGGUCAUGGCACCAAAGCUUCCCCUACAACAUCUCAAGACGGUCGCCGUGCGUUACGCUCUGGACGAAGGAAGCAGCUCUCCUGAUUGGGCGUGUUUUUAUCUCAGUAUCCCUUCGGUAAAGACGUUUGUAGGGCAAGCAAUGGGUGGUUCGCCUAGCGAGGACGUCCUACGCACUUUAUUCCCCACAGGUGCUGCUCCGUUCUCUAACGUGGAAGAGCUAUUCUUCAGACAUUCUGUCUUCGACGUGGAUGGCCUUGCAACCAUACUCGCGAACAUUCGGCAUCUAAAGAAGCUAACGUACAACGGUGGUGAUGCUCUGGUGUCCGAUUCGAGCUGGUACGAACCAAAGAAAGUCAUCCGAGCAGUUGCUACACACGCCGGCCGCUCGUUGGAAGAGCUCAUGCUCAGCGAGGAGGACACGGAUAGUGAACCUCCUGAGGAUGGCCCAGCGAUUGUUUCUCUCCGAGAGUUCCAGAAGCUCCGUGUACUCCACUGUCAAUGGCGCAUGCUUCGCCCCGACAUGGCAACAGAGGGAGACCCUGAGCAUGACGAGCCGCUAGAACAAGGCUAUUACCGAAAGGAGGAUUACGAACAGAUUGAUGUCGACUUCGACGUAAGGACCCUUCUCCCAGAGUCCUUAGAAGAGUUUUAUAUGAACGGCGAUUUCCACGACUAUGAUGAAUGGGAGCACAUGGAAAAUACAGUCAAGGCCUCAAGCGCCUUCACGCCCCGCCUGAGUAUGGAUAAGACCUGUAUCAAGAAAGGAGGUUAUUGGAGUGAUCGAAUCGGUACCGCAGAGGAACCGGAUGGAGCCUGGUCUCAUCCGCUCGGCCGCCUUUUCGAAGCACCUAAUCCCAUCAAAGACGGUACCGCAAUGGCUCCCCGAACCGUCCAUACAAUCGGAGGCCGCUACAAAAGCAUCGCUGCUGUCGAAGAUGCGCCAUUCGGAGAGUUCAUCUCGGUCAGAGAGACUGAGCUGGCGUUCAACGUGGUCCAUCCGAUACCAGAGGCGUAUCUUCGCGACUUGCACUCUCAGGAACGCGCUGCGGUUAACAAGCACAUCACUUCCCAGCUAUCCAAUAACAAUUACCGUGACAGCGGACUCGUCGAAGCCGUGAGAAGAACUUUGGGCACAUUAAAGACAGUUCAACAGGAGAUGGACCACAUUCCCAAAACCAGUUCGGACUCAACCACGACGGAUGCGACCAGUAAUCGGACGUACCAUACGGCAAGAGAGCAUCAGGAGUCCCGGGGCAAACAUUCCUCCAUGCACGUGGAGGCUGACACCGAUGUCGUCAGCGGCUCAAGGUCAGGCGCACUUGAGCGUAGCCGGAAUAUAGAUAAAUGGGAGAGUACCGUACCCCCUGGCUAUCCUCCGUCCUCCGUUAGUACGCCAAGCUCGGUCUUCCAGUCUGAGGGUAGCAGUGAAUCGCGAUCAUCCAGCUCCAGCAAGAUGCGCAAGCCUAGCAGGCACAUCGACUUCCUCAAGGACGCAAAGCUCGACGAGAAGACACGCGUUUUAGUCGUGGAGCACAGCGCUGCAAGCCGCGAACUGGCGCUUCAAGAAGAGCAUCUUGCCAGUCUCGAAUCGCUUGCUUUGACCGUCGCCAGCUCAGCUGCGCGGCGCGAUCUAUACGGCGCCAUUCGGAAAGCUCGCAGUGCAGUCGAGAAGGUGCGCGUCCUCGAACGCAAAUGCAAGGGCGCCCUAUCAGACUCCCGCGCGCUUGUAGUGGAUGCUCUUGAGCUUGCUGAUGAUCUUUGGGAGACGUCAGAAGCGGAUGCGGAAGUAGCAUCAACAGUUUGUUCGCCCACAACGGUUUCUUCGCGGACAACCGGUUCUUCGCGGACAACUGGAUCUUCCCCGACACAGCGGAGCAUAUCCACUGCACCAUCGGAAACUGAGUCUUUGGUGCCGGCCCGCUUUCCCUCUGCCUCGGAAGUUGUCUCACUGAGGCAGGAACUGCAAAAGAUCGACGACGAUCUUUCCGAGUCGAUGAGGACUUUGAACCAGGUCAUCACUCAAUCACGUUACCGAGAGGGCGUAAUCGAAAGCAUAGACCGCGCACGGGCAUGCCUCGACAAAGUUCACAUCAGAGGAGAGCGCUACUCAGGCCUCGACGACGAAAAGAUACGCAAAUUCGGAUUUGCAACGCUUGCCAUCGCGCGGACAAGGCAUGAGAAAGCUAUGCGCGUUCUCGAUGCAGCCAAGCAAGAGCAACUACCACUGGACGGCCCUAAGCAAGCAAAAGGUAGUGGAGGAACACGAGACACCGAGCGCCGAGAGCCUUUGCGAGAGGAUGAAGAGUUCGAUCGGAUGGUCCAUCGUUUCUCGCAAUUUGACUGCGGGGACUCCGAGGAGCUUCUGCGUCAGCAACAAGAGGUUCUUCAACAGGUUGCUAACUACCGUGCCGCUGAGGCGUACAACAGACGCCGUCAAAUGGGUCAUAGCUUGUAUGACCAAUUUCUGCAGGCAGGUGCACCUGAUGUUUACGGGGAGUCAAGGUCGUCGUCGUCGGAUUUGCCGCCAUUUCCGUUCCUAGAUCCCAGUCAGUUCAGGGGCGUUUGGAAAUAG
This is a messenger RNA of Alternaria triticimaculans, 3153 nucleotides long. RefSeq lists its product as uncharacterized. The coding region runs from base 1 to 3153 and encodes 1050 amino acids. NCBI's taxonomy places the organism in Eukaryota, Fungi, Ascomycota, Dothideomycetes, Pleosporales, Pleosporaceae. The transcript is spliced from 4 exons. The record is from RefSeq and is a predicted model, not a curated record. Gene Ontology annotation, molecular function: protein binding.